CCCCACACACACUUUACCAACCCCUAUUUUUCAGCCACUUCACACCAAACCCUCAAAAAAUGGUGUCCAAAGCCAAAAAAUCAAGAGGAUCUCCAGCCACCCACACUCUCCGCCGCCGUAAGAAGACCCCGGUCACCGCCGCAACCAAAACCGCAUCCGUCGUAGUCGCCUCCAUCAACAAAUCGAUCUACACUUGCCACCGCCGCCUCAUCAAAAUCUUCUCAAAGCUCGUUCGUAUCGCCACCCCGAAGAGCAAAUCAUCUGUUAAAAAAGGGUAUAAAAUUUUAAAAAAAUUCCCUCGUGACGACCACAUUGCGGGCGUCCGCCGAUCCCUCUUCCAGGACACCACCAACGCCUUGCUCCCGCCCUUAAUUUGUUCGAAUAAGAAAACCGUGUUUCUAGACCUCGACGAAACCCUAAUCCACUCGGUUCCCGCAUCCGGGCUAAUUCGUCCGAGAAACUACGAUUUUGUAGUGAAGCCGUUGCUAGAUGGUGAACGGGUUACAUUUUAUGUAACCAAGCGUCCGUUUGUCGAUGAAUUUCUUCGGUUUUUAAGCGAAAGUGGUUUCGAAAUUGUGGUUUUUACCGCGGGGAUCAAGGAGUAUGCGUCUCUAGUGUUGGAUAUAUUGGAUCGAGACGGGUUGAUUUCGUAUAGGCUGUAUCGGGAUUCGUGUAAGGAAUUCGACGGGAGGUUUGUUAAGGAUUUGUCGAAUUUAGGGCGGGAUUUGACAAAGGGGGUGAUUGUUGACGAUAAUCCGAAUUCUUACAGUUUGCAACCCGAAAAUGCGAUCCCGAUUAGUCCUUUUAUUGAUGAUCUUGGAGAUGAGGAGUUGAAGAAACUGAUGAGUGGAUUUUUUACAAAAUGUCAUGAGUUUGAGGAUUUAAGGGAUGCUGUGAAAUAUUAUGUUGGAAAUGGAGUUGAAGAUUCAAAGAGUAUUGAGAAAUUGAUUGAAGAUGAGAUAUUUGAGAAUAAUAAGAGUUCAAACUUUCAAGCUCUGAUUGAAGUUUGAAUUAAAUUUCCCUGUUUAAAUUUACUUUAUUUUUUUUAUUAAGUUAUUAUAUUUGUUUUGAA
Molecule: messenger RNA, 1072 nt
Organism: Helianthus annuus (common sunflower)
Lineage: Eukaryota; Viridiplantae; Streptophyta; Magnoliopsida; Asterales; Asteraceae
Product: carboxy-terminal domain RNA polymerase II polypeptide A small phosphatase 2
Exons: 1
Coding region: 60-1010 (316 amino acids)
Molecular function (GO): phosphoprotein phosphatase activity
Source: RefSeq, a predicted model, not a curated record